This is a messenger RNA of Onychostoma macrolepis, 4443 nucleotides long. It is a transcript of the gene mamdc4, whose product is annotated as MAM domain containing 4. Gene Ontology annotation, cellular component: membrane. Gene Ontology annotation, molecular function: protein binding. The record is from RefSeq and is a predicted model, not a curated record. The coding region runs from base 253 to 3825 and encodes 1190 amino acids. NCBI's taxonomy places the organism in Eukaryota, Metazoa, Chordata, Actinopteri, Cypriniformes, Cyprinidae. The transcript has 28 exons.
GUUGAGGACAAAAUAAACUGAACUGUCUGUGCUGCAUAUUUUCAGAAGGGCAAAGCAGCUUUAAAGGAAGGAUCUGGCACGUGUCUGGGGGUUAAAAUGUAAAGUCCAGGUAUUAUCUCUGUGUGGAAUCAAGAGGGAGGUCCGCAGGUGAAGUUAAUAACUUCAUAUGUGGCAGGACGGUGCUUUUGCUCAUUGUAUGCUGAAGAAGAGCUCUUGUUCUGUCUUCUGGUGUCAAAAGUAAAGACUGGAUUCAUGGCUACCUGCCACUGGAUUCUCCUUGUGUGUCUCACACUGAAUUUCUGUCAGAGGGCUGUGGCUCUGGAGCGAAGUGUCUGCAGCAGUUCUCCCGAAGACAGAUGUGAUUUUGUUUGUGACUGCCAAGACUGUAGUGAUGAAAAAGACUGUGGUUAUCAGGGACGGGACUUUGUGUGUGAUUUUGAGCAUGAAGAGAAGUGUGGAUGGACUGUCCAAUCAGGUGAAGGUGGGUACGUGUGGCAGAGACAGCAGAGAGGGAACACGCUCCCUGACAGCGGGCCGUCCUCUGACUACACCACUGGCACUUCCACAGGCUGGUUCAUGGCAGUGAUGGCUGUGACUUCUGAUACUCCCAGAACCACUGUGCUUGUGUCCCCUACAAUAAAACAUUCCUCUCCUACCUGUCGCCUUCGGCUCAGAUAUUUCAUCUGGGACUCAGGUCACACGGGGUUGGGUGACACCCCACUGUGGGGAUCGGUGUGGCAAAUUGAUGGCGAGAAAGCAGUGGUAUGGAGGCCAGAGAGCACCAGCAUCCGCAGCUGGAGGGAGGCCACCAUAUACCUGGGCCGUAUCUCCGGCCCUUUCCAUAUCCAGCUUCAUUCCAAACGCAGGGAAGGGAUGCAGGGAGAUGUGUCCAUCGAUCAGAUGGAAUUCCUAGAUUGUGCCCUGCCAGUUCCCUCUGAAAGUGGAGAAUGCGGUCCUGGAUUUGUGAGAUGUAAGCGGCAUGGAUGUGUGGAGGACUAUAAAGCGUGUGACGGCACGGAUGACUGUGGUGAUGGAACAGAUGAAGAGAACUGUGUAUAUACAGAGGACUUGAGCUGUGACUUUGAAGAUGGCCCUUGUGGAUGGGACCUACGAAUGAUAUCAACCUUGAAAUGGACAAGGACCAAUCAGAUAAAUAUAUCACUUUCUGAGCCUCUAAAAGGACCUGGAAGAGACCACACAACUAAUACGGUGGCAGGACAUUUCUUGUAUGUGACAAAACCUGAUGUCAUGAAGAAUGAUUGGACGUGUUUUCAAAGCCCUCCCCUGGCACCAACCAAUGACACACAUCCUUGUCGGAUGGUAAUGUACACACAUCAGUUCGGCCGAGUGUCAGGUGGACUGUCUGUGUUGGUGGCUGAGAAGCAGAUCUAUCCUGUAUGGGAACGUGGAGGUGCUCUCGGAGACUUGUGGGUAAAGGCUGAGGUGGAGUUUGUCAUCAACAGCACGUUCCAGAUUCUGUUUGUCGCUGCCAUUCGAGACUAUGCUUACGGAGGGAUCGCUAUCGAUGAUAUUGUGUUGUCCCCUGAGUGCCGCUUAUCCAAUGAAUCAAUACCACUUCCAGAAUUUCCAAAGCCUCCCGUUCACCCUUGCACAAACGACGAUCGGAAAAUCUGUGACUUUAAGAAGGACUGUCCUGCUGGAGAAGAUGAGGCUCAGUGUGGGGACUUCUCGUAUGAGAUGGGAAGCUCUGGCUGGACUGAUAUCAGUAUAGGGAGCCAAGCUUGGGAGCUAAAACUGGAGUAUAAUGACACCAUGAAAGAGGAGUUCCUGACUGUGACUGGCGCUCCUGGGCAGCAGCUAAGUGAAGCCCAAACUCGUACUCCUCUCUUGGGUCCGUCAGGUCCAGCAUGCAUCCUUCAGUUCUCCUACAGUCUCAGCGGCAGUAACCCACACAUAGGUAAUCUGGCAGUGUAUGUUGUAGACAGUGUGUUGGGGACUCAUCCUGUGCUGUGGGAGUUUUCUGGAAGGACCAAUGAGACGGCAGGGACUUGGAUAAAGGAGGAAGUCUAUGUUGGAGCCAGAGAUCAUCGCUUUCAGUUAGAGUUUAGGGCCCAUGCUGAAUUGCUCUCCCCAAGUACUCAGAUUGCGGUGAAGGAUGUGCACUUUGUUUACUGUUCUGCUCUGUUUGUGCCCUCUGGUGAAAUAUCAUGUAAUUUUGAGGUAAAUUUGUGCGGAUGGUACCAGGACCAAACAGAUAAUUAUGACUGGAGGCUUCAUAGUGGAAUGGACCACACUGUCCAUGAUGGUAGGAGUCUGGUGGUGGAUAUGUGGGACACUUCAUUGCGAGGUCUUUCUGGACGUCUCCUCUCAGUCAGACAGAAUAGUUGCUCAGAGCACUGUCUGUCCUUCUUCUACAAACUCUAUGGGCCAAACACAGGCGCUCUCACUGUAAAACUGCUAUUUGCUGACGGCUCAGAAGAGCUUUUGUGGAUGCGCAGCGGUGCCCAUGGUAACGUUUGGCAUGAGGGCCAUUGCUCUGUGCCUCCUCAGCUCACCGCUUUCCAGCUGGUGUUUGAGGCCACUCGCUCUGGUUUUGAUGGUCAGCUGGCUUUAGAUGAUGUGGCGUUUGUGGCAGGACCAUGUUCUUUGCCUACUAUGUGCUCGUUUGAGAGUCAGACUUGUGGCUACACCAGUUCUGGAAGAGCCAGGUGGAUACACCAAAGCUGGGCUUCAACAGAAACUGGACCCAAGACGGACCACAGCCUGGAGACAGAAAAUGGUUUCUACAUGCUGGCCCACAGCAGUUCUGACGUCCUUCCCAAGGGCAGUGUGACCACCUUGACUUCCCCUAUGCGUAGAGGUUUGUCUCACACCGAAUGUGUACACUUCUGGUACCAUACAGAAGGAGAAAAACCAGGUACGCUGAAUGUCUAUGUAAAGCCAACUGAUGGAAAAAGGAUACAGUUAUUCUCCAGUAGCAUCAGACAGGGACAUGCUUGGCGUCAUGGCCAAGGCAAUGUCAGCUGGCAUGGGGAUUGGCAACUGGAGUUUGAGGUGAAAGGUGAAGGAGACCUAUUCAGUUUUAUUGCCAUUGAUGACAUAACCCACUCGACUCACAGCUGCCCCACAACAGAUAGCGUCUGUGAUUUCGAGAAAGGUCUGUGUGGUUGGUCCAACACUCAGAACCCAUCUGUAGACUUGUUAGACUGGGACCUGACCAGUGUGCAAGCUGAGAUGUUCUACAGCACACCACCAUAUGACCACACACUAUACACAGAAGAAGGACACUUCUUGGUCCUUCCUAACUCCCAGCGUGACACCGCUAACCAGAAUGCCUGGUUGCUGAGCCCUCACCUGGCACCAACCAAAGGAACCUGUCUGAGCUUUUGGGUUUAUCAGCCAACCAUGUAUGACACUAAACUCACAGUGUGGAGGCUGUCUGAAGGGACCAGACAUGAAUUGCUGACGCUGGAUGAGGGAGGUGGAAACUGGAAACCCUUCAGAGUCAAUAUCACCUCAGAAACCGAGUACCAGAUUGUAUUAGAGGGAUUUAAAGGAGCGAAGGGUGUUCUUGCCUUGGAUGACAUACGCUAUACAGACGGAGUGAACUGUGCUGAGCAGAGGACUGACCAAACCUCAUCUGACAACACAGGAACCAUUGUGGCCUCUGUUAUAGUCGUCAUUGUGCUCUUAGUGCUUCUCGCUGCCUUGCUGGUGUUCUACCUGAGGACUAAACAUAAAGCCAAUGCUUUAAUACAGGAAUCAAAAGAAUCUCAUAUAAACUGCAUUGGCUUUGGCAAUGACAUAUAUGAAUCUGGAAAUGCUGAACAUAUGGAGGGGGUGAAUGAAAAUACAGGACCGUAGGAGUUUGUUGUGGCAACUUUGCCAACAACUGGCAUCCUUUCAGUAAAACGGUCGACAUCACAGCAGGAGGACUGCUUGUGUCGCUGUGGCAGGACUAGCCCAGUCAUAACACAUGCCAAAACAUACCACACGAUAUAGAGUUAUCUUUACUAAGAGUGAAAAAUUGGGGUCAAGUAACUAAUUUUACUCAACUGGUGAUAUAGUCAUUGGCUGUUCUAUAUAUGCCAUCACACAAUAUAAAUGAAUGUCUUCAAACAAGUAGACCAAUCCAAUAUAAUGUAAUUCAAUAAAUGAUAUACAAUAAACAGAACAGCAGCAUGAAUAAAAAGCAAACAAUCAACAAGACCUGUGGUAUUAGAUGUCCAUGAUGUAUAUUGUAAGUGGUUUGGGUUCACCAUGGCCAUCACUGAGAAAGAUGUAACUAGUGGAUGGUCUUUCAACUUAAUGGAUUCUCUCUAUUACAGAAAAACAGAGGUUCCAAAAGAAUUCACUGAAUUUUCAAUGUUUUUGCUAUGGGAGAGGUGAAAAGUGAAGUAAAUGAACCAUUUGAGGUGUUAAGUAUUGUUCCAUAACAAACCUUGUAUUGUAUUCCCAUUCUGCAUAUGAAAAUGUAACAUU